Molecule: messenger RNA, 4389 nt
Organism: Entelurus aequoreus (snake pipefish)
Lineage: Eukaryota; Metazoa; Chordata; Actinopteri; Syngnathiformes; Syngnathidae
Product: mucin-2-like
Exons: 14
Coding region: 456-3305 (949 amino acids)
Biological process (GO): intracellular signal transduction
Cellular component (GO): intracellular anatomical structure
Source: RefSeq, a predicted model, not a curated record
GGUUCUUCCCCGUGACUUGAGGCAAGACUUCCUGUCCUGGCAGCUCCACCUGUUCCAGGCCAGGUGGGAGGGCCUGGCCCGCCCUGUGCAAGUCCUGCUCUCAGUUCAGAGGAGCAGGCAGGUGAAAUGUGGCCCAACAGGUCUGAUGGGAGCUCAGAGAGAAAGCGAGCGAGCAUCUGCGUGGUUGCUGAGAGACUGACGAGCCUGUCAAGCCAGGUGGACAGUGCUGCAGCCAGACCGGGAAUCGAACAAUGACCCCGCUGUGUGUGAACCUGUGCGGUUAUACAGCGACCCUCACCUUGCUUUAACUAGAGAGGAAUUGCUUGAUGGUGCCUGUGAGAGUUGGAGCACAACUCAGGAAGGAGCAGUGAGAGGAAGAGUGGGAGGAGGGUCUGCAGGGUCGGGGAAGGCGGGGAGACACCAAGUGGAGCCGUGGAGCGGACACAAGAGGAGACAUGCUUCACUCCGGACAUGGACGAUCCUUUUCCAGCACCACAACUACAGAGAACUCUCCAGAGUCUGGCAGUGAGAGGUCGAUCCGACGCCUCAGGUUGACGCUACACGCAGGAGAUGACGCAAACAAGGAGGCCAGGUCUGCAUAUUCCAAUGCAGAUAACAAAGAUGACUGGAAAACGAGGAAUAGGCUCAUCCAAAGGGAGAGGCCAGCUGGCAGAGAGUCACCCACGCAGCCCCUGGGUGACAUGACCAAUGGGCUGUCAGAGCCCUCGCUGCAGCAUCAUGGCCCCAAAAUGUACGGCGUGGUGCAGAGGAACAACUCGAGCAGAGUACCAGAAGUGAGGGCGCGAGAGUGGACUGUCCAUCACCUUCAUGAUGAAAUGAAGUACAUCAGGGAGGUGAGAGAUUCUCUGGAGAAGGUCAGAGAGCGCAUGUAUGGGCAGUUUGGUGGCAUGCAGCAGUCUGUGCACAAACUCUCACAGGAAAUGAGGGUUGCCAACUCCCGCCGCAGGAAUCUAGAGUCAGAGGUGAAAGUCCGCACGGCCGCCAUGGAGAAAUUUGAUCAGAUGAACAGCUCCCUUAUGUCUACCAACAUCGGCCUGCAGAAAUCCCUCCUAGAUAACUGUCAAACCCGAUUGGACACGAGGGACGAGGUGAAGAAUUUGCGCAGCACCUGUGAGAAAACAGAAGAAGACCUGAGAGCCAAGGAGAGAGAGUUGGCUGCAGCACAUGCCGAAAACCAACAUCUGAGACUUCAGGUGGAAUCUUCACGGGAGGCCAACAGUAAAGCCCUAAUGGAGCUGUCCAUGAGGCUCCAAGAGGACUACGAGGAACAGCUGCUGGAAGAGCAAAGAAAACACAAAAAGGAGAUUGAAAUACUCCAGGCCCAACUGGACGAAUACAUCAGACGGCUCGAGGAAGCAGAGCUGAACAUCAAGAUCGCAGAGGCCAAAAUUGCAGAGAGGGAUGAGAGGAUCUCUGAACUGGAGCGCCUGCUUGACUGCAUGGGAACAGAAAAGAGUCAACUCCAGCAAAAACUGCAGGAAUGUGAGCGUCGUCUUCACACGUUGGACCUGAGCGAUACAACAGACGGGGCUGCAGCCAUGAGGUCCAAAGAUCUACAAAGUGAAGCUGGAAAUCUCAGGGAGCGAAUCAAACACUUAAACGACAUGGUCUUCUGCCAGCAGCGGAAGGUCAAAGGGAUGAUUGAGGAGGUGCAAACAUUACGAACUCAAGUCGCUCAGAAGGACAUGUUCAUCUCGGAGCUGCUGGACCGAAUUGCAAUGGUGGAGUGUGAGAAUAAUGAAUUAGAAGACAAGCUCAAGUAUUUUAUGUCCACACAGAAUAGUGAGCAAGAGGAUGUGGGCACUGGGGAGAUAGGCCUAGUCUACAAUAUUCUCCCAAGAGUUGACGAAGUUCCUUGGCAUGAUGUUGAACUUCCUAUUCUUCAUGAAGAGAGAGUUCUCAGUCCCAUAGAACACUCUCCGUCUGAUCCACCACCAUUUGCCAUACCACCUCCACCACCAAUGUCACCUCCAUUACCCACGGACCCUCCAUUUUCACCCACACAACCGCCAUUACCACCAUUGCCUUUAUCCUCCAGCCCACCUUCAUCACCCACACAAACUACACCCUACAUAUCUCCACCAUUUUCACCCACACAACCGCCAUUACGUCCACUGCCUUUAUCCUCCAGCCCACCUUCAUCACCCACACAAACUACACCCUACAUAUACCCACCAUUUUCCCCCACACAACCGCCAUUACGUCCACUGCCUUUAUCCUCCACCCCACCUUCAUCACCCACACAAACUACACCCUACAUAUACCCACCAUUUUCCCCCACACAACCGCCAUUACGUCCACUGCCUUUAUCCUCCAGCCCACCUUCAUCACCCACACAAACUACACCCUACAUAUACCCACCAUUUUCCCCCACACAACCGCCAUUACGUCCACUGCCUUUAUCCUGCAGCCCACCUUCAUCACCCACACAAACUACACCCUACAUAUACCCACCAUUUUCACCCACACAACCGCCAUUACGUCCACUGCCUUUAUCCUCCAGCCCACCUUCAUCACCCACACAAACUACACCCUACAUAUACCCACCAUUUUCACCCACACAACCGCCAUUAUGUCCACUGCCUUUAUCCUCCAGCCCACCUUCAUCACCCACACAAAAUACACCCUACAUAUACCCACCAUUUUCACCCACACAACCUCCAUUACCACCACUGCCUUUAUCCCCAAGCCCACCUUCAUCACCCACACAAACAACACCCCACAUAUACACACCAUUCUCACCCACAGAAACAACACCCAACAUAUACCCUCCAUUAUCACCCACACAACAUCCAUUACCACCACUACCCUUAUCCCCUAGUCCACCAUCAUCACCCACACAAACACAACCCUACAUAUACUCACCAUCAUCACCCACACAAACAACAGCCCAGGUAGACCCACCAUCAUCUCCCACAGAAGCACCUGUUAGACAGCAGUAUGCUUCACCCUACCUAACAAUGCACACACAACCGAGGACAUUUAGGCCUAACAAACCUCCGCCCAGCAGGCUGGGGUCCAGUUUGCUUCGCUACACGCCCGUUGAGUACAGCCGCUACUUAGAGGCCAACCCGACGCCGCCAAGCCAAACAGUCUACUCCAGCUCGUUCUCAUUUGAAUCCCAAACCUCAGAGAGCUGGACCGGAGACGAGGUGGACACUCAGACGCCAUCAAAUCCAGACCAAUCUUCAACGUCGUCUAGAAGAACAGGACCAAGGAUACAUUGCAUGGAUACACCUUUCACGAAAUUAAUGGACAUAACAGCAAAUAUAAACAUAGAGUGAUAUACAAAGAUCAUUUAGUUUUUGUAGAUACAUUUAACUUUUUUUUAUUUUUGUACAAGAAAUACGACAGCUAGCGGUCCCUUAGCUUAGCGGAGGACAAAUGCAGAGUCAUUGUGAAAUCCAAUUUUUUCAAAUAACUUUCUUUACUGUGUAAAACCUUUCAUAUUUAUGCACAUUUUAGAAGAGCACAGUCCUACCAAAUAUUUGACGUUUAUAUGUUCUUAGUAUCAGUAUAAAUAUAAGUACCAAUCAUUUUCUUAUCAAAACUAAUCUGAUGAUGACACUUAACAAUAUUGUAAGUUUACUUUGAUUCAAUGUAUUCCUCAUUUCCCUGCCCCAGUUGGGGUAAACUAUGAUCCUUGCUGAAGUUGCACUAUACAUAUAAAGUGCAACUAUAUAUAAAUAUAUAUACAGUAUAUAUGUAUACAAAAAUAGAAGUUAAAAUCUAUAUGUGUACAUACUUUCUCAUACAAAGUAACAUAUUUUGUAAAUUAGUGUUCUUUUGUUUACAAUCGUUAUAAUGUAACCCACACUGCAAAUGGGGACUGCAAGUGAAGGUUGUACUGUGUGUGUGUGUGUGUGUGUGUGUGUGUGUGUGUGUGUGUGUGUGUGUGUGUGUGUGUGUGUGUGUGUGUGUGUGUGUGUGUGUGUGUGUGUGUGUGUGUGUGUGUGUGUGUGUGUGUGUGUGUGUGUGUGUGUGUGGGUGGGUGUGUGUGCGUGUGUGCGUGUGUGCAUGUGUGUGUGUUUUCUUAUAAGUUUGUAUUUGCCACUGUACGAAUUAAAAUUAUAUUUUGUAAUGAUCACAUUACGCACAAAAUAUUUAUUUACCUGAAAUCCUGCUGUGGGAAUAUAAAUAUUAAACAUCUCAUUUGCUACAGGGUAUGUUACAUAUUAUUAUUAUUUGUAUUUAUUAUUACAUUAUACAACUGUAAACAAAAAAGAAGACUUACGUACCACAUGCACAAGUAUCCAACUAUUUCUGAAAGUUGGUUUGAUUCCUUUCGCUGACUUGAAUAUUCAUCAUUGACAACAUACUUUUUAUGUUUUAUUCGGAUUCUUGAAUCUGAGUUGAAUAAACUGUUAA